This is a messenger RNA of Plectropomus leopardus (leopard coralgrouper), 5091 nucleotides long. The record is from RefSeq and is a predicted model, not a curated record. Lineage: Eukaryota; Metazoa; Chordata; Actinopteri; Perciformes; Serranidae.
CAGCACACACACCAGUAACACCAGUAACACCAGCACACACAAAGGUAGAGAAGUUUGAUUGUUUCGUGUGUUGCAGGCUAAAGAGGCGAUCCUGGAGAUGGAUUCCUUGUAUCCCUCCAGGUAUCGUUACAGUCCUGAGCGGCUGAAGAAAGCUCUCUCCUGUCAAUCUGACGAGUUUCAAAAAGACGGUCGUCAGGGGCGACGACAAUCAGAGCCGAACAAACAAACACCGAAGAGCAGCAGAGCCGCCAUAAAGCACUCAGACAGUGAGGGCGUGCUCCCCGGGAAACGGCGCUCCCUGCAGCCCGCCACCAGCAGCUCCACGCCGGGCUCCGGCCCGGGCGACUCCGAGGCCGACCACGCCGCCGCUGACAAUGAGGAGGAGGAAGAGGAGGAGGAGGAGGAGCUCGGCAGCAGGAAGGACUCUCUGGAGCGACUGCUCUGCAGCGAGGAGGAGGAGGAGGAGGAGGCGGGGACGUUGUCUCCUCAGCGGUCUCAUCGGACGCCGGCGGAGGACAGCGAGCCGGACGACCUUCUGCUGGAGGACGAGCAGGUAGACGACUUCGCCAGCUCCGUGCUGGCCGCCAUCUCCUGCUGGCACCAGCGGGCCCAAGCUCUGCUCUCGGCGGGGGUUACCAUGGUGACGGAGGCGGACGCUAGUGGUGUCUCCAACGGCUGUGAGCAAGAAAAUGGACGACUUCCUGAAGAGGACGAGCCAGGAGGAGCUGAACCGACGAACCAGCAGCCCUGCAGAGACGAGCUGCCACAUGAGAGGACGUCAGAGUCUGAACAGACAGAAGACCUUGAACCAGAAGCAUCCUCUGAUCCGAACAGUUUGUCUUCUGCUCCUCCCACGAUCUCAGCGUCUCCUCCGAGGUCAGAGGACCUGAAACCUGAAGGAGAUCCAGACCCCACAGAGCUGCCGUCCUCCGCCACGCCCGACUCAGAUUCAAAGACCCUGAGCAGCGGGGAAUCCUCAGAGGACGAGGAGGACGUGAAGGAGGCCCCAGAGAAAGGAGGUAAAACCUCCAGCAUCCUCCCGUCCUCUGUCCUGGACAAAGCCAGCGCCAUCGCUCAGCACUUCACCAACAGCAUCCGGCGAGGCAGCCUGUCCCAGGACGACACACGCUCCCUCAGCUGUGCGUCACCGCGGCUUCCCAGCAGGACCGGCAGCAGCAUCAGCCUCAGCGCCGAAAACCCCGACCGAGCUCUGUGCCUCAACAGUAUCUGCUCCGAUCCAGCAGAGACCUUCGGCAUGACGGAUUUGACCCUGCUGUCUCCGCGGGACGACAGCCUCUUUGACGCCGACCGAGGCAUUCGGAGGAGGCGAGACUCCACCCUGUCGAAGCAGGACCAGCUGCUCAUUGGCAAAAUCAAGAGCUACUACGAGAACGCAGAGAGCCAGGACGCCUCCUUCUGCCUGCAGCGCCGAGAGAGCCUGACGUACAUCCCGACCGGGCUGGUCAGGAGCUCGGUCAGCCGCCUCAACAGCAUCCCGAACAGUGAAACCUUUCAGGUGAAUCCCUCAAGCUCCACCUCAUCCUCCAGUCUGGAGCCAAACACAGCUUUACCCUCAGACACUCGGCGCCACGUUGUCUCCAGCGACUCUUUGGACCCUUUUAAGUCAGAACAGAGGAGCACAGAUCCAGAGGAUUCAGAGGAGGGCCUCUGGUCCAGAUCUCAAAGCCUGCAGGACUAUCAGGGUGAGGACGAGGAGUUCAGACCGUCAUCUGAAAUGAUCAAAAUCUGGCAGACGAUGGAGAGAAAGAUCACCAGGUCUCAGAGCGAAGACAGAGGACGAGAACGAUCGCGAGAGGCUUUGAGAAGAUCCAGAGCAAAUAACCUGUCGGACGCGACUAAGUCCACAAGCUGUGACCGCGAGAGAGGAGCGUCUGGCCUCAGCGACAUCACAGAGGAGUCCAGGAGUCCGUCGCCUCUCAAGCUCAGAGCCUGCGGUGUGAAUCGGACAGGAAGUCUGAAGGACACCCUGAAGGUGUUCGGGGAAGAAUCCGGCGGCCUCAGGGCUCCGAUUCCUCGAGUCGCUCAGCUGAAGGCGGAGGGGCAAAGACCCGGCGAGGAUUCGAACCAACUAGACGACAACUCCAAGAGCAAAGUCCUCCAUCUGGCCCGUCAGUACAGCCAGAGAAUCAAAACCACCAAACCGGUGGUCCGACAGAGAAGUCAGGGCCUCCUGAUGGGCAAGAAGACUUUACCCUGCGUGGUGGAGGAGCGUGAGAGCGCAGGUAAACCCAGCCUGACUCUGCCGCUCGUGUCUCAGAGCCAGGCGUCCUCUCAGCCGCUGAGCCCUGCAGACCGCUCUGGGACGCCCGGCCUCGCCUGCCGCUCCGCGCUGGCGUCCUCGGGUCAGGCUCGCUCUCGCAGCCCCCUCAGCCCCCUCAGUCCUCCGCUGCCCAUCGAGGGCUUCAACUGGCCCGACGUUCGACAGCUCCGCUCCAAAUACUCGGAGCACGGCCGCUCCCAGACCACUCCCGUCAGCCGGAGUCGCUCCAUCCCAGAGCAGAUGUUUGACGGCAGUCUGAGGAGGCACUCCAGCUGCUCCUCCAGCCUGCUGCUCGCCGACGGAGCUUCAGGCGCUCCUGAGAACAAGUCUCGCGGCAGCCGGGACGCCAGCGGAGAGGAACGCAGGAGACGGCUUCAGAGAGCCAAUUCUCUGGACCCUCGGCUGAGCGGAGCACAAAUGACCGAGCUGCAGAAGCUCCAGGAUCAGGCCACUCACGGCGACUACGAAGGUUAUUACGUCGCAGCCGAGGCGUCGCUUCCAGACGACCCCGAACACAAGAUCGUCGUCGUGGAGAAGUUUCCGGAGCCUGAGUCAGAGGUGACUCCGGCCGCCAAAGAAGACGAGGACGACAGCUACAUUCAGAUCCGCUCGCCGACUAGCAGGGAGAAGAUCUCCAUCAUGGCCGUCAUCGACCGCUGCCGCGUCUAUCAGGAGUCCGACGAAUACAAACAGAGGGAGGACGUGAAAGCCAAAGCUGAGCCGGGGAGGCCUCCGGAGCCGGACGCCGGCGAUCAGGACGACGAGUCACAGAAAAUAAACGGCGGACAGAAGACGGACGGUGGGCAGCAGAGCAUCGUGAAAAAUCUGAGAGAAAAGUUCCAGAAUCUGAGCUGAAAAAAACGGCGCCAAAAAACCCAAAAAGUUAAAAAAAAAAACUCUGAAUGAGGGAAGCCAAAGACGCAGAAAGCAACCUGAGGAGCCAGUCACCACUCAGACGUGUUUAACCCUUUCAGUGGUGGACAGAUGGUCGGCUUUCACAGCAAAACUGAUUCCACAGCAGGAAACUGGAGAGGACAACUUCUGCUCAGUUCACGGGAUUAUCCAAAAAUGAUGAUUGUUUUAUUUGGCAAACAUAUAAAAAAAACAAGAUCAUGACAGGAAGCGUUUAAAUGAAAUAAAAGUCCAAUUUCACACGGAUACAUAAUCAGAGGUAUAUCCAUACAAAAUAAUUUGCAUGUUUUAAAGAAAACGAAUGAUCAGAGGACAAAAUAUCUCCGGUGAUAUCGGCUCGUUGUACAAAGAUCGACAGCUUUCCCAGCAUCCUCUCUGGCAUUUUUGUGUCUUAAAACGUGUAAAUAUCUUUCUACAGUCGUCAGAAUAUUUCUCUAAAGCACCUUUUUUUGUACAGGAUGUUAUUUUGUGUUCUGGGAGUUUGUGCAUUUUUAGGGAACCGUCUCGACACGAAAGGAUCGCGCUCACAGUCUCAGCCGGCGUCUCUUCAUGCGUCGCCGUGACGGCAGAGAGCGGGCGGAUUCAAACUCGUCUUUGUGAUUCUUAACCGCUAAACUCGACCGCUCUGAAGGUUUCUCUCUUCAGUCACGUUUCUAAAAACAACUCACAGAUUUUGCAGCUGCACAACUUCUGCUGUUAUUUUUAUAUUUGGGGAACAGUCCAACAUUUAGGGAGGGAUGGGGAUCAAAACCCAGGUCUAUUGAGGACCCAGCUUCUUUUAAAAAAAAAAAGAAUGUUUGAGUUUAUCAAAAUGUCCUCAAAUCCUAAAUAUGUCCUGUAAUCCCGCUGCUACUUUUUGACAAGAAACCUGAAUAAUGCAGCUGUUUGAGCAAGAUAAAGUGGAGAGUAGAGAAAGAAUUACGACCUGUUUAACGUCCGAUCGUGAGCUCUAAUUAUACGUCAUUAAAACUACGGAUGCCAGGAUUCUUCAAAGUAAAUGAUUAAAUUAAAAUACAGUCGUUUAGAUUUAGACAGAUAUUUAUUCUGAACAUGUAAAACAAACAGAGAAGAUAAAAAUCCAACAAAACGGCAUUUACAAGACAGCAGUUAUAAAUGUCGGACUGUUCCUUUGAUCCUCAACGGUUUCCCGUUAAGAAACUGUCUGAAUGUCGUCUGAUCUUCUGAUUUAAUGAAAAUCUCUUAAUAUUUAAAGACCUUAAAAAAAGUGACUGUAUUUAGUGACGAUAAAUAUACGGAGGACCAAACCUGCGUCACGAGGAGACAAAUAGAUUAGUGGAUGAUGUAAAAACAUCAUCAAAUGAAUACUGAAAGUAAAAAAACUGUUAUUUUUUAAUUAUUUAACUCAUAAAUGAAAUGUAUUUCCCUCAGCAGAAGUCUUUUUAUAUUUUUCCUUGAGUAUGUAAAUAAGGCAAUCACCUAAAGAAUUUACCCUCAAAUUCUGAUUCAGAUAUUUAUUCCACAUUAAUGGAUGUGUUUAUAUGUUUUUGUGCCUUUAGUUGUUUUUUUAAAUUUGUGUUUAUUAUUAUGUUUAUCUCAGCGUUUCACUUUGCUCACAAAUUUAUCUCCUAAUGAGUCAGGUUUGUUCUCAAAAGCGUUUUCUGGAGCAGCUUUUGGUUUUAGCAGCUUGCUCAGCGGCACGCUGGCAGAUAGGGGACUUGAACCUGUGACUUGAACCACUGGUCCACCCUGCACACGAUGUUCCUCACUCAGUCGACCACUGUUAACCUCCCUGUACCUCCUAUUUAUUUGAUCUAAUGUAAAUAGCAACAAAUCUUUAUUUCUAUAACUGUGGUUAUGUGUGUGUUGUAUGUCCAAACACGUUUAUGUGUCAUCAGGAGACAUUUGAUCAGUUCCUCAUUAAAACCACACAUACAUGA